Molecule: messenger RNA, 1626 nt
Organism: Chaetura pelagica (chimney swift)
Lineage: Eukaryota; Metazoa; Chordata; Aves; Apodiformes; Apodidae
Gene: IL10RA
Product: interleukin 10 receptor, alpha
Exons: 7
Coding region: 1-1626 (541 amino acids)
Molecular function (GO): protein binding
Source: RefSeq, a predicted model, not a curated record
AUGCAAAUACAUCCUGCAGGUGAGAAGCGGCUGCCCAAACCCCGGGAGGUGCGCUUUGCUGCCGAGAUCGCCCAUCACCUGCUGCGCUGGGAGCCGGGACACGACAGCCCCAGCGACGUCUGCUACGAGGUGGAGCACAAAGUCUAUGGCACAAAUUCCUCCUGGACACCCAUCCCAGACUGCAUGAAGAUCUCAGGGCACUCCUGCGACCUCACGUACUACACUCUGGUCCCUGCCCUGCGUUACUAUGCACGGGUCAGGGCUGUGUCAGGGAACCACACGUCCCCGUGGCAAAGGACCAAUGCUUUCUCCCCACAAGAAGCCAGCCUGCGCCUAUCAGGCCAGAGCCUCUCUGUGAGGGGAAACACCAUCCAUGUGCAGCUGCAGCUGCUCCUCCGGGCAGGAAACCUCACUGUGAAAUACGACGACAUACAGAAGCACACGAGGCAGUACCGGGUGUACGUCAGGAGGGCGCAGGACAACAGGACGUUCGAAGAGGUGAAGAAGGCCCCGGAGUUCGUCAUCAGCAACCUGUUCUGGGACACGGAGUACUGCGUCAGCGUGGAGCCCGAGGUGGCCAGCCGGCGCACCCGCGCCGCGCGCACCGCCGAGCAGUGCCUCGCCAUCGGGCACAGACACGGGAAUGCAGAGCUGGUCCUGAGCAUCCUCAGCUUCUCCUUCAUCACCCUGCUGAUUUUGGGCCUCCUGGGAGCUCUGCUGGCCUGCACCUACAUAAAGAAACCCAUGAGGCCACCCUCUGUCCUGAAGUCUUUCAUAAAGCAAAGCCCGUUCUGGGUGGACCAGGAGUCCCCAUCCUCAGGCAGCUCAGAUGCAGAUGCUGUCCAGCAGCUGUUCCUGUGCCAGAAGGAGCCCCAGAAGGACAGCAGCCCCAGCACAGCCCAGCUGCCCCUGGAGAAGGGCUGGAAGCUCCCGGCAUGGCCUGAGGACCAGCUGUGCCUUCUGGGUCUGAGAGCCAUGGGGAGCAGGGACAGCAGCUGCACCAGCACCGACAGCGGCAUUUGCCUGCGCAGCUCUGAUCCGAGCUGCUCCUCAGGCCACAAGCCCCAGGGCUACAAGCAGCAGGUUCCCACUGGUGACGACAGUGGCGUGGGCUUGGGGAGCUCCUGCCCCUGCCCCACCUGCCCCUCCAGCAGCGGGAUGGCCAGCGAGCCCCUUGAAGCAGAGCUCAGCCCCUCCACCCUCCAACAAGCCAUGGAGUUCCAUGGGUACCUGCAGCAGUCCCAGGGUACACAGGAGCUCCAGCAGGACCCAGACAAGGGGGUGCCCUUCCUGGGCCACCCAAGCACCAUGGACAUCGUGCUGGGUGCAGAAUGCUCUGAGCUGCCUGUGGCCAAAGGGUACUUGAAGCAGUCCUCUCCGGAGCAGCUCUACAGCCACACACAGGACCUUGCUCCCUGGGGGGCCCUGAGCUGUGGGGCUCCAGGUGCCCCCUUGGACUCUAAAGCCAGCCCUGAACUGAAAGCUCCUUUCAACCUGAGCAUCUUCAACACUGACCUCCUGGGGACGCUGCCCCUCAUCUCCAGCCUCAGCACCAACGAGUGGCUGCAGCUGCAAAUCCAGCCCCUGAACCUGCCCAAUGGGGACAGCAAGGACAGCCGCCUGUGA